Messenger RNA from Marchantia polymorpha subsp. ruderalis, 1746 nucleotides. The record is from the annotation of a GenBank genome assembly. Lineage: Eukaryota; Viridiplantae; Streptophyta; Marchantiopsida; Marchantiales; Marchantiaceae.
AUGGAGGCUCGCAGGCAAGCAGUGUCCCGAGCCAGUUGCUCGUUUUACACCACACUCACAACUCUCUUCGUCCUGCUAUGGAUUGUUGCAUACGGAGCGAGAUAUGGAGUUCCAUCGGUACGAAAUCUCAAGAGCACCAUCGCCAGCUACAACAUCUACACGCCUCUGGGAUCGUCACCGUCUCACGUGGUGCCGGCCGCGCUGAACUCGGUCGACGACCUGAUCGCAGCGAUCCAAAAAGCAGCUGCAGCUGCCGCGGGAGGCAGAGCAUUGGCUGAGGAGGCGGCGGCUCUGGGCAAGAGGGAGCGGGCGGAAUGGCACAACAACAAUCCGUGCAGAAGCCGAUCGGAGCUCCAGGGAAUGUACGAUCGCAGGAAAUUCGCCCGAGAUGUCAGUCCCAACUCUCGAUGGGAAACGGUAAUGGACGAGUACGCGAAGCUGCACAGAACUUGCUUGCGCCUGGUGAGGAACUCGACCGAGUAUUUCCUCAACCGAAGCUCGAGCACCGGCUGCAAAUUCGUGAUCCUCGACACUCCUAAGGUCGGGCUCGGCAACAAGCUCUUGCUCAAAGCAUCGGUGCUCCUCUUCGCCGUCCUGACGCAGCGAGUGCUCCUCAUUCCUUCCGACAAUCAGAAUGGCCUGGAGCAGCUCUGCGAGCCUUUCGUCGGCUCGUCAUGGAAGCUGGAGAAGGACUCCGCCAUCCAAAAUUACGCCCACCUGUGGCAGUCGACCGGCGCUUUUCAGAAGUGGGUGGAUCGGAACGAAAUCAGGAGCGAACGCAGUCCCAGGACGCCGGAUCAAUUUUUUGCCGCCAACCUCAUCGAUCCAUACCAGCCCAUGGUAAGGUUCUACUGCAAUACAGAGCAGGCGUAUUUGAGCAAAGUGACCUGGAUUUCCAUCGGAGGCUGCGUCUACUUUCUACCCAAGCUGUUCGCCAUCCCUGCAUUCCGCCCUGCGCUCGAGCAGCUCUUUCCAGAUCGCAUGGUCCUGACGCACAUUAUGCGUUCAAUGCUGCUCCCGGCAGACCACGUGUGGGAGAGGAUUCGCAAUGUCGAGGACGUGUAUCUGGACACCAGCCACAAGAGGGUGGGCGUGCAGCUGCGCUUCUUCGGAUUGCAGUCGCAGUACAAGCAUAAGAACGACAUCGUGAACGAGCACGUCUUGCAGUGCGGCAACGAGAACGGAUUCCUGCCCAGGGUUUUGCCUCCGCGGGUGUCGUCGUCGCGGUACCCGCAAAAUGCAGAGAAGCCGAGGAACAUCACCAAGGUUCUCAUCGCGUCUCUGUUCCCGGGGCUGCACGACUAUCUGAGCCCAAUCUAUCUUCAGCAGAUGACGGAGACAGGGGAGGGAGUGGGCGUGGUGCAGUUGACGAGCGAGAACGAGCAGCAUUUCGGCUCCGAGGUGGACGUCCAGGCCUUUGUGGAGAUCAUGUGCUUAAGUUUCUCGGAUUUUCUGGUUGUCACUCCUUGGUCGACAUUCGGAGGAGUGGCCCAAGCGUAUGGAGCUUUGAAGCCGUGGUUCGUCAAUUAUGACAGCGACGGGCCUGCCUGUGACAGGGCGCAGACUGUGGAUGUGUGUUUCGAUCAAGCCAGAGAUGACUUUCUGUGUCCGCACGACCCAGAGCUCCAUGGCAAGAGUCUGCUCAGCCACGUGCCCUACAUCAAGAGGUGUCUCAGAAACGAUGCCGAUGGAGUGCAGCUGAUCACCGAUCACGAGAGCAACGCCCCUCUCAUUCCGACGAAAUAG